CAGUAGAGAAAAGAGAUCACCACAGAGAGGGAUGGAGGAAAUCCGCCUGCUGACCUUCAUAGCGUAGUCUCCCAGUGGUGUUGUUUUGCCCAGUCUCUCUGCUGUUGCUCUUCUUGUUGCCCAUCCCUGGGGGGUCCAGUGUCCUGUUACAACUCCGCACCUUUCGGUAGAGAUUCCCAGGUCACGGACUUGGAGGUCGAUUCGAUAGCAGUGCUUCGGUAGCAGUCUCGGAUCUUCAUUGCCCCGCGGCUACUAGCGGUGUCAUGAGCUCGUUACUGCGAAUUCGCAGCCUCGUCAGGCUAGGUGCAUGGUAACAUCGUAGACACCUUUGCUCGCGGACUUCUUCCCCACUCACACAUCCGUUGUAGGCUCGCUUGCUCUCAGCCGCCCUCUAAGUCUAAGCCGUUCGUCAUGACGGUUGCGUGGCGCCUCGCUGUUACAGCGCGUUGCGUCGUGACAUGGCGUCCUGUUUCCUCGCUGCUGCGCCCGCGUUCUCCGACUUUCUUGGUCGCGUGCCUGCUACUCUGCGCCCUCACGGCACCCUUCGCCUCCUCGCCUGCUUCCGCGACCGGAACUCCUUCGCCUGAUGCGGACGUUCUUCUCCGCGUGCGCGCGACGCUUCAGCUGUCGCAGGAGCUCGCACUGCCGUCGUGGUCCGAUGCGACGAGUCCGUGCGACGGCGGCUGGGAGGCGGACGUGAGAUGCGAUCCCGACACCAACCAGGUCAUCCAUCUCGACGUGUCCAACUUGCAGCUGUCGGGUCCCAUCCCGGGCGCAGAGCUCGCCCAGCUCGCCUACCUCACGUACCUGGCGCUGGACGGCAACAGGUUUUCAGGCUCGCUGCCUGCAGACCUUUCCAGGCUAUCAGCGCUUAAGCACCUAUCGAUGGAAGGCAAUGCAGUGGAGGGGCCCAUACCCGACGACGUGCUGCACUCUCUCACUGCCCUCACCCUGCUCAACCUCAAGAUGAACAACUUCUCGGGCCAGCUGCCAGAGUCAGUGGGGACACUCACCAAUCUGGUUGCACUCAACCUGGGAGCCAAUCAGCUCGCAGGCGAGAUCCCAGCAAGCUACUCCGCCCUGUCGCAGAUGGUCUACUUCAAGGCGUCUCGCAACAAGCUGGACGGGUCCAUUCCUGACUGGCUCGCCUCCUGGCCUCGACUCAUGGACCUCGAGCUCUUCAAGAACGGCUUCACAGGCUCCAUCCCCGGUUCCCUUGGCAACGUGCAGUCGCUGGUCGCCCUCUCGUUGGACGAAAAUGCCCUGUCGGGCUCACUGCCUGAGUCCCUGGGAUCGCUGCCGCGCCUCGAAGCACUCUAUGUGGUUUCCAACAACCUUGAAGGGCCCAUUCCGGAUUCGUUCAGAGGCAUGCAGAGCCUCAAGUAUAUUGACCUGAGCUUCAACCUGCAGCUCUCAGGCCCGCUCCCCGACUUCCUCGGCUCCAUGCCCGCACUCGAGUCCGUUGCCUUUGAGUCGUGCGGCUUCUCUGGCCCCAUUCCGCCGUCCCUGGCGUCGCUCCCCCAUCUGAAGGAGCUCUUCCUCGACCACAACUCGCUGCAGGGCGCCCUGCCCCCCUCUCUAGCAUCCCUCUCAGCGCUCACGGCGCUCUACCUCAACAGCAACCAGCUCUCGGGGGAGAUUCCCGAGGACCUGUGCGGGCUGCAGUCGCUGGGGGUGCUCAUGCUGGGGCAUAACGACCUGGAGGGGAGCAUUCCUGCGUGCCUGCUGGCCCUACCCAGCAUCACGUCUCUGGACGUGUCGUCCAACCGCCUCUCAGGCGCCCUCCCACCCGUCCCUCCUGCCUCCGACAUCGACUUCCGAGCCAACGGAAACUGCCUGGAAGGAGCGCCGCAGCAGCUCUCCCCUUGCCCCACAGGAUCCCGCUCCUCCUCGACCCCUUCUUCCCCUUCCUCACCUUCCUCCACCCCUUCAACCGGCUCUGAAGGCAGUAGCAGCAGCGGCGGCAGCACUGGUGGCAGCACGGGCGCUGGCAGUACGGGCACUGGGGGCAGUGGUACUACUUUGGACAGCAUUUGGAAUGCGCCCCCUUCCUUGGAGGAGGGCGCAUGGCCUGGCCGUGGCAGCAGCAGCAGUGGCGGCAGCACCAGCAGCACCAGCAGCAGCAGCAGUGGCAGCAGCAGCAGCAGCAGCAGUGGAGCGUCUUGGAGUGACAUUUGGAGCUCGUCCCCCUCCCUGGAGGAGGGCGCAUGGCCCGUGGACCAGCAACUGCAGAGAGACGACCAGAGGAAUGGUGGAGCAGGGGCAGGGGCAGGGAAAGGGGAGCAGCAGGGAUUACCGGCGCAGCAACAACAGUCACUGCCAGCGUCACCCGUGCAGCGGCAAGAGCCUCCGCCAGUUGAACCGCCACCAGUUCAGCCUCCCCCUGCCCAGCCUCCCCCAGUGGAGGCUGCCCCCCAGGCGACAUACUACGGUGUGUCAGCAAUGGCUGCUGCCGAUCAAGGCAGCAGCACGGACAGCGCCAACCCCUCUGCAUCGUCAGGGGGGUGGUCGUGGCUGCAGUUCCUGCUGCUGGCGCUGGGCGUGGCGUCUGCCAUCGCCAUCGCUGCUGCGUGCUUUGGAUACAUCACCCAGCGCCGACCCCCCUCCUCCUCCUCCACGUCCUUCGCUGCUGUUGCCCCACCUCUCAACCUGCCUCCUCCACGCGUUGAAGAGCUCCCAGUGACAGAGUACGGGCUGUCGAAAAUCAAGCGCGCCACCAAGAACCUGACGACGCUGUACGGCAAGGGCAGCUUCGGCGCCGUGUACCUCGCAGAGCACUUCCUGCCGGACCAUGCCAACCCGCACGUCAUCAUCAAGAGGGCGCACGACCCCGAGAAGAUGACGGAGCAGCAGUUUAAGGAGAAGGUGGACGAGCUGGCGCGGCCGCGGCACAGGUGUCUGGUGGCACUGGUGGGGUACUGCAUGGGCAAGACGGAGCGCAUGCUCGUCUUCGAGUACAUGCCCUACGGCACGCUCUUUGACCGCCUGCACCGAUCCAAUCUGGACCCCAUGCCAUGGGAUGCGCGUGUGCGCGUGGCGGUCAACGUUGCCUCUGCCCUGGCGUACCUGCACCACGGGAUCGAUCCACCCCUCACCCACCGAGCCGUCACCUCUUCCAAUGUGCUGCUGGGCGCUGACAUGACCGCCAAGCUCUCUGACUAUGGCCUGGCCCGUGGCUCUGCCUCCCAGGCAGCGGACGACUUGGCCCGGCGCCGCAGGGCGCACCGCAGCUCGCGCAGCCGCGGCACGAGCAUCGGCAGCAUGGGGCAGCUGGAAGGAAUGCGAGGGGGGGGCAGCAGUGACUCUUUCGGUAGCAGCGUGGGAGCCCCGUCGUUUGGGAGUGGGAGGAGGGGGGACGGGGGUAGUGGGCGGGAGCUGCAGCCAGUGCUGUCACGGGAAAGCACGCCGGAACUCUCGAGGGAAAACACUCCUGACUUAGUGAGGGAAAGCGCACCGACUUUGUCACGGGAGGACACUCCGGAACUGUCGAGGGAAAAUACGCCGGAAUUUUCUAGGGAAAACACCCCGGUUUAUUCGAGGGAGAACACGCCGAUUCUGAGUCGGGAGAACACGCUUUCUGCUCUGGACGAGCGCAAGGCGGACGUGUAUGGGUUCGGAGUGGUGCUGCUGGAGCUGAUCACGGGGCAGAAGGCUAUGCAGGACGUGCACAUCACCAACCUGGCAGCGCCCUUUCUGGAGGACGACCAGAUGAUGCCGCUCAUGGCGGAUAGUGCACUUGCAGGCUACUUCAACCAGGACGAGCUGGUGGCGCUAGCCACCAUCGCGCGGGACUGCGUGCACCAGGCGCCCUCGCAACGCCCCUCCAUGCUGGACGUGCUGCGGGCGCUGGAGGAUGCCGUCGACGAGGACCUCUUCGACCCCCUCCAGGGCCCCACCUCGCGCCUCCUCUCGCCCUCCUCCACCGCGAGUGGGGCCACCGGGGACCGGUACACUGCCUUGGCUAAUGACGGUGCUUUUGAUGAUGCUGGGGGGGUUGGGGGUGUUGGUGGAAUGGGGGGAGGGGGAGGGGGAGGAGGAGGAGGAGGAGCGUGGAAAGCAAGUGCCGGGUCGUCAAUUAUGGAUGUUAUUUCAGCGUCGUUCCGGAGGCGAGGGGGCGGGGAGAAGGGUGCGGGGAGGCGGGGGGAUGGGGCGCAGAGGGGGCCAGGGCAGGGGCCCCCGUCGCCGAAUCGGUCAGGGAGGAGCGAUGGAAUGGAUGUGGAGAGCUCUUCACUCCUGUACAUCACACCCAAGGGGCACUGAGCCUUUUUUUAGGCGCCUAAAAAACGGGGUGUGGGUGAGGGUGGGGGGGGGGGGGGGGGCAGGGUGUGGCCAAAUCGGUCAGGGAGGAGCGAUGGGAUGGAUGUGGAGAGCUCAUCUCUGCUAUACAUCACAUCCAAGGGGCACUGAGCUGUUGCCUCCUUCCCACGGCGUGUUACGUUUGUUCUUCCUUCGUGUUCAUAUUAUGGUAUAUGAUGUAACUACAUGUUGCAUGGGUACUUUCAGAACAAUGCAUUGAAGAGAAACAAGGGAUACAAGGGAAUAUAUGGUUGGGUGUUAUACUCUCUAAGAGAAUGAACCCUUCUAGCCUAUAACUUCUACAUUUACAAUAUAUGCAAACGUUGACACCCCUUAAGCUAGACAAGGGGCAGUGCCUAGCGAUAGACACGCACGCA
Molecule: messenger RNA, 4673 nt
Organism: Closterium sp. NIES-67
Lineage: Eukaryota; Viridiplantae; Streptophyta; Zygnematophyceae; Desmidiales; Closteriaceae
Source: the annotation of a GenBank genome assembly